UCAUUCUUGUUGCAACGUUCAAGCCGUGUAGACGUCUUCGGUUUCGUUCAUCGCGUGUGCUCAACGUAUUUUCAUUUGAUAAACUUGGCUUACACUUCCAUAGACAGCGACAGUGAGAGAGCGCGCGCGCACACACUGUAGGUGAGAAAACCAGCUUAGAGCGAGCCGACAAGUGUGUCUUCCAAACAGCAUCCGCAGCUGUCGUGUGUAACAAAAAGAGUCAAAGCUACCUGUUUAUGGUGUGUUGUUUGGCGGAUGAGUAUAACGUAGAGCGCAACGUCAAAUAGCUCAGCUGCAGCUACAUCGUACAUAGUUAAAAGUUUAAUACGCUCAAGCUGAGACGCUGCCGUAUCCACAGUCGUCGUGUCUCUCUCUUUGCAAUAGCAGCCAAGUAGAUUGUAGGGUGUGGUGCAAAAAUAAUUUCAAAUAAUAAGCGAACAAAUAAAUACACAAAUACAAAUAUGAGUCGAUUCCACCUCAAAAUGUUUGAUAACCUCUUACCCGCGCUUUUGCUAUUUAUAACACUCGUCGCGCAACAAGCACAGGCGCAGAGGACACCCACGAUUUCGUACAUCACACAGGAGCAGAUCAAGGACAUUGGUGGUACCGUCGAAUUCGAUUGCUCCGUCCAGUAUGCCAAAGAAUACAAUGUAAUGUUUGUCAAGACUGAUACGGACCCCGUCUUUUUGACCAUUGGCUCCACGCUUGUGAUUAAAGACUCGCGUUUUUCGUUGCGCUACGAUCCGAACUCGUCGACUUACAAACUGCAGAUUAAGGAUAUUCAGGAGACGGAUGCUGGCACCUACAGUUGUCAGGUGGUCAUCUCGACGGUGCACAAGGUGUCCGCCAAUGUGAAAUUAUCAGUGCGUCGUCCCCCCGUCAUCGCCGAUAACUCGACACAAUCGAUAGUCGCCAGCGAAGGCACCGAGGUGCAAAUGGAAUGCUAUGCCAGCGGUUACCCAACUCCAACCGUCACAUGGCGUCGUGAAAACAAUGCUAUUCUGCCAACUGAUAGCGCCACCUAUGUGGGCAACAUACUGCGCAUCAAGUCACUGAAGAAGGAGGAUCGCGGCACCUACUAUUGUGUGGCCGACAACGGUGUCAGCAAGGGCGAUCGUCGUAACAUCAACGUUGAGGUGGAAUUUGCCCCUGUUAUCACCGUGCCACGUCCUCGCCUCGGCCAAGCGUUGCAGUACGACAUGGAUCUGGAGUGCCACAUUGAGGCGUAUCCCCCGCCAGCGAUUGUGUGGACCAAGGAUGACAUUCAGCUGGCCAACAAUCAGCAUUACACCAUCUCGCAUUUCGCCACCGCCGAUGAAUACACCGAUUCGACGUUGCGUGUGAUCACCAUCGAGAAGCGUCAGUAUGGCGACUAUGUGUGCAAGGCCACCAAUCGGUUUGGCGAUGCCGAGGCGCGUGUCAAUCUCUUCGAGACAAUUGUGCCCGUCUGCCCGCCGGCCUGUGGUCAGGCGUACUAUGGCGGUGCCGAGCACAUUGCUGCCUCGGCCUCCUCGUUUGCCCUGCUUGGCAUUUUGCUUGCCCUGCUCUUUGCCAGAUAAGCCAAUUAAUGUAGCCAACCCACCAGCAACACAACCAGACUACGAUGCUCCACGCUCCUCCAUAUCUAAUCCAAAAGCAUACCCAUCAAUCAGCUCUUGAUUAUAUACAAAACAUAUACAUAUUUAUAGCGUAUAUAGAAUCACAUUACAAGUAAUAGACAUCACUCAAAACUGUAGACGAAACGUGUCGCAAUCUAACAUAUAAUUGGAAACUUUUUUCUUUAUUUGGCAGCUCUUAUAUUAAGUUCUUGUUCUACUUAUUGUUUUCCAUAUGUCAAUGCUAC
Molecule: messenger RNA, 1843 nt
Organism: Drosophila albomicans
Lineage: Eukaryota; Metazoa; Arthropoda; Insecta; Diptera; Drosophilidae
Gene: Lac
Product: lachesin
Exons: 2
Coding region: 462-1559 (365 amino acids)
Cellular component (GO): neuron projection
Source: RefSeq, a predicted model, not a curated record